GCGAAGUUUUGUUAAUUUUUACGCUUAAAAUACUCAAUAAUGGAUUCGGGAUCACCAAGAAAGAGUGGAAGGAAAAAGCGGAAAACGCAGACCACCAGAAGCUAUCGGAGGAGGGAGCAAGAAGUGCAAGCCUUGCUCAGGGAAACUGAUAGGAAAGGCAAGGAAGAGAAAGUUGACUACGAGGCGCGUAGCUUGCAGUUCUUCCAUGGCAACGAGGACGAAAGACGGGAGGAAGGGGACUCGCCAGUACAUGAGACGGGCGGCCAGGAAAGCGAUGAGGAUUCUGGCGGGGAGCUGGCCGCGGAACCUUCGGAAUCGCCCACUCAAACGUUUAUUCAAAUCGAUCUGCAGGAUCCGCCGCUAGUUUGGAAUCAGCUCUUCAAGCAGCGACACUACUACGACGAGAGCUUGCUCUACCGACCGAGCAAUACGCUGCACUUUCAGCUUCAGCAGGGUGACGUACGGCUGAAGGAUUACCAGAUUCGCAUGUUGAAUCGCUACCAGGAGCAGGCCAAGAGCUCCUCCAACAAGCUAAGCUCCCAGCUGAUAGCCCAGCUGAGUGAGGUGAAUCCGCCCAAGUUCAUCAUGGAUACCACUUUGUAUCGCAGCGUUUGCCACAAAGAGUUCAAGAGCGUAUUCUUUGAGCCCGUGACUCCAGAUGAGUUUCAGGGAUUGCCCAACCGGCGCUGCUUGAAGUUGAGCCUGAAACAACUUCGAUUCAGCCUCCAUCCCCAACUGAUGGAGGAGCACCGUCUGGCCCAGCAGCUGGAGGAUCUCUUCGACGUCUACAUCUAUCAGAGGAAACACCGGGUCUGCCGGAAACUUAGAGAGGAACUGGAGAUUGCCCGGCAGGUGGCCAUCAAGCUGCUCGCCUCCGCUGGCCAGGAUCAGACCUCCGAGGUAAAGCGGCAAUUCAAGCUAACGCAGCAGCUGAGGCAGCGCUACUACUCGGAGUCGACGGCCGAGCGUAAUCUUCUACAACGCCUGCUGAAGGAGUGGGCCAAGCUAAAGGAACUCCGCCGCCAGCAGCAGUUCCAGUGCACUCGCUUUCAACUGGGUCUCCGCGUAAUCCAUCCGCCCGACUUGCAAGCAUCCUAUUCCGCCUGGAAAGAGAGCUUCGAGACGGAUUUAGCGGAGGUGUAUCGGGAGCAACUGGAGGUCUUCUACACCCGACAACGGCUAUGGACCGAGCAGAGGUCCCACAGCAGGAAGUCUGCCUCCCAAGCAAAGCCGCCCCGCAAGCCCCAGUUCGAUAAGAUCAUGGCAAACUUGCGAAAGGAGUACGACAAGGCCUUUAAGGAUCCCGUAGAGCCGUUUGUGGAGAUCAUGCGCCUGCGUGCGGAUGAGGCAGCCGCCAGGAUCUGUAUUCCGGGCAGCGCACAGUUGCCCAAGGCCCGCAACUACUUUCUCAAGAUCUUCCUGGAUGGAGAGUUCGUGGGCCAGACCAGAAGCUAUCGCCUGGAGCCGGAUCUACAGAUCACCAUUAACGAGUGCAUGGGAGUGUUGCUGGAGAGGACUCUGCCGGAAAAUCUUAAUAUUUGGCUCUAUGAGAAAUCCACUCUGACGCCUAGAAGUCGUCGUUUGGCCCAAAUGACCACACCCUUGCUGAUGAACUCCAAGGAUGACGCAGUCCACGAGAAGCUCAGUUUUCAGACUACAUCCUCUGCCUCCACGCAACUGGCGGGCGAUGUUUAUGUGUUCUACGACUACCGCUCCGCUGAAGGUUUAGGAGGCGAACACAACCUCGAUGAUGUUCAAAGACUCCCGAUGGCACUGCGACAAAAGCUUAUCCCUCCAAAGCUCCGCGCUUUGCCAGAAGCAUCCAAGGAGUUGGUCACUCCCAGAGCUCCUUACGGAAGGAUUAGACAGAGCAUGCUGCCACCCUUGAUCUUCCUAGAGCAGCAGCUCCAAUUCUGUGACAUUGAAACUCUUCUGGAGGACAGGCGGCUCCAUUUGCUCCGCUCACGCCAUCAACAACGGAAUCUGCACACCAAGCAGCUGCGCUUUGUGCCCGCCCUGGAGAACGAGAUCACCGAGGAGGAGCCGUUGCCAGAUAGCCACGGCCUCGGCCUGGGCCAACUCUUGGAUCAAGGAACCUACUGGAAUCCCAUCGAUCUGCACAAGCAUCGCGGCCGAAAGUUUAUUAAGCUGCUCUACGAGGUCAUCAGCAGCCAGAGCGCCAGAAGGGCGAAGACCUUACAGACCCCUAUGCCCCUGCUCCUGCUGGCAGAAGAUUCGGACCAGGCCACCGGAUGGCCGGCCCUUUGGCGUGCCAUCUGCUCCGUUUUCCAACAGCAACCGGAGUCUCUACCUCGAGAGCCAUCGGUUUGGUCUGGCCCGCAGCCCAUGCAUGAUCUCUACCAGCAUUAUAACGUUUCGCUCCAUGUGGUGAGGGCAACUGGGGUGCCAGUGCGAAGUCGUCAUAUCCUGAACAUCAAUGAGCGACGCACUAGCGCCGGUGGCGAUAUGAGCACCAGUUUAUUCGUGACACAAACGCUUAUGUACUCUAAUGUCCGACCCUUUGUGACGCUGAGCUAUGGACAGCGUUUGUGCCGGAGCCGCACCGCCGAGGGCAGCAAUCCCACCUGGAACGAGCAGCUGCAGCUGCAGAUCCACAGCCAGUUCGGGGAUCUGCGCGAGGAUCUGAAGAUCACCUUGUUCGACGAACUAAUCGAGCCGCAGUACAGCGACGAGGCAUCCGAUCUGUACCAGCGCGUCCAGUGCAAUUGGUUGGGCGAGUUCCGGGUGCCCAUCAACACUCUCCUGGUCAGCCGAAAGUUUGAGGGAUGCAUUGAGUUGUCCAUGCCAAAGGUCCUGGUGGGCUACAAGCGCCCCUUGAUCGACUCGGUAACUAAUAUGUCCACGGAUCAGUAUCCCGAGUUCAAGGAGGCCGUACAUUUGUGGUUCUACCUGAGCAUCGAGCCGAGUAAGGGAGACCUAAUGCCUCUGCACUCGAGUGCCCUGGCCUGUGCCGAGAUGCCGGAACUGCAGCAUUAUCUCGGCGAGAGGAAGUUGGAACUCGUGCAACUUCUGCCGCAGCCGCAGCGCUACGUGGAACCACUGGUGUGCACGGCUCAAGGGAAGAGGGUGUGCCUAACGAGGCUACUGGACCCGAUUCCCCUGCCUCCGGCGGUUGCCAGCGGAGAGAAUCCCGUGGAGAUUUCCUGUCGCUUCGUAUCGUUGCUGAGUCAGUUGCGCUCCUACGAUCCCUGUCAGAGUUUCCGCGGCGUUUGGCUGGACAAUCAGACACUGCUGGACAGCACCUGGUGCACGGUGAAGGAUCUGGGUGUCCUGCUCUGCAACUAUCUGCUAGCCUUGGGUCUGGAGUGCUGGCUCAUCCUGGGCGUUGCCUGUCCGCAUGGCGAGUGCUCCUUUGUGCUCUUCCGCCAGCCAGAGACAGCCGAACUCUUCCUAGUGUCCCCCGCCACGGGAAAGCGCUAUCAACUGCAGGAUGUCUAUUGUCCACUGAGACGCGUCUUCUGCUUAGUGGGAAAACACAAUAUUUACUUUAAUAUUCAAACGGAAAACCGCGUCAGCAUGACUAACUUCAACCUGCAGGACGGCUCCUGCUGGUUUCCCCUCUUCAGCCGACGCGUUCUUGCCCCCCAGAGUAGCGUCCAGAAGCUCGACUAUAUGUACAAGCGGAGCAACGAUCUCAGCCAGCUGCAGAAGCAUAUCGAGCGAAAGAUUAUGAAGAAGAUAAGUGCGUGGCGCAGCACAAGGAAGACCGUCUGGAAUCGAGCCUUUCAGCCGCGUCUACAGGAAAUCCUAAGCGACAUGGAAAGCCUGGCCACCUUUUCCCGAGGCCGUUAUGAUGAGCCCGUUUACAGCGAGCAGCUGGAACAAGAGUAUCCCAAUUACAGGCUCUACGGCUUCACCCUCAACUUUGCCUAUACCAAUCUGGCGGCGAUAUCGGAACGCAUACGGACGACCUGCAUCCAUUAUAACAAUGACGCCUCGGUGGAGUUUUGCGUGGCGGUACACCUGCAUGCUCACGUUAACGAUGUUAUCUCGGUGUGGUUGUUCCUGAUGUCCAUGGUGCCACUAUUAUAAAUAUAUAUUGCAAUUUAAAUAAUAAGAAAACCUUUUAGAAGAAGGUUUAAUUUAAAGAUCUCUAUAAUGUAUCUUUUCAUCUGGAAAGGUGAUAAUUAUACAGUUGAUAAUAAUACUUUUAUAUAGUCAUCGAAAUCAAAUCAACUCACCCUCAUUAGGGGCUUUUCUUUAUCGGUAUCAGUGUGAUUCAUAUACAACUUUUUUAUAUCAGAAUUAAUAUUUUAUGAGUCUUUAAUAAGAUAUUUAGGGAAUUCUACAAAUUCUAGGACCGUAAUUAUAAUAAACUUACUUCCUUCGGAACUUUACUCCAAUAAGUCGUAAAUCACAAUCAAAAGUUAAUACAAAUGGUAUUACAUAAAAGAUUACGAGAAAAUCAAGUGCAGUAAUCAUACCUGCU
Messenger RNA from Drosophila kikkawai, 4450 nucleotides. It is a transcript of the gene Cc2d2a, whose product is annotated as Coiled-coil and C2 domain containing 2A. Gene Ontology annotation, biological process: protein localization to ciliary transition zone; non-motile cilium assembly. Lineage: Eukaryota; Metazoa; Arthropoda; Insecta; Diptera; Drosophilidae. Gene Ontology annotation, cellular component: ciliary transition zone. The record is from RefSeq and is a predicted model, not a curated record.